This is a messenger RNA of Tupaia belangeri chinensis (Chinese tree shrew), 3331 nucleotides long. RefSeq names its product MAM domain containing 2 (gene MAMDC2). Lineage: Eukaryota; Metazoa; Chordata; Mammalia; Scandentia; Tupaiidae. Bases 424 to 2484 code for a protein of 686 amino acids. The record is from RefSeq and is a predicted model, not a curated record. Gene Ontology annotation, cellular component: membrane. The transcript is spliced from 14 exons.
CCAGCGCAGGGCUCCUGCAAAGCCUGCCCCUUCCAAGUAUCUGCGAGGAGAUCUGCUCCUAAAUCUGGAGCAAAAGCACGGAGUGCCGACCUCUUCUCUCCCCUCUCCCGGCCAGGCGUGGCUGGCCUUUCAAAAAUGUGCAGUUGUCUCCUCCCUGCCCAGUCCCAGAGUCGCCCAGGACCGCGGUCUGAGCAGCGGCUGCACACAGCGCCACGCUGCUCUUCACUCAGGCACCCCUAGUUGGCCGCCAGCUCCCGAGUCGCUCUGCAGAGUCGGGCAACUCCAAGCGCACGCUUGGACCCUCCACUUCUUCACUUGGUCCCGGCUCCGCAGCUUCUCAGGCUCCCGUUUCACCAGAAGCAGCCCACCCCACAGGACAGAGAGCUUGCACCCUUUUCGCGUCCUUCUGGCCGAAGCGCGAGCAUGCUGCUAAGGGGCAUAUUCCUGGCGGUGCAAGUCUUGCAGCUUGCAGAAGCCCUGGACCUGCCGGCUGGGUCCUGUGCCUUUGAAGAGAGCACUUGUGGCUUUGAGUCGGUGUUUGCUUUUCAGCCAUGGAUGUUAAAUGAGGAAGGCCAUUAUGUUUAUGUGGACACCUCCUUUGCCAAGCAAGGGGAGAAAGCUGUGCUGCUAAGUUCUGACUUACAGGCUGAGGAAUGGAGCUGCCUCCGCUUGGUCUACCAGAUAGCCACUUCUUCAGGACCUCCAUCAGAUCCCAGCAAGCUGAACCUUUAUGUGAGAUUCGAAGAUGAAAGCUUUGAUCACUUGCUUUGGUCAGCUAAAGAUCCUUCAGACAGCUGGCUCAUAGCCAGCCUAGAUUUGCAAAAUAGUUCCAAGAAAUUUAAGAUUUUAAUAGAAGGUGUACUAGGACAGGGAAACACAGCCAGCAUUGCACUCUUUGAAAUCAAGAUGACAACUGGUUACUGUAUUGAAUGCGACUUUGAAGAAAAUCACCUCUGUGGCUUUGUGAACCACUGGAAUCCCAACGUGAACUGGUUUGUUGGAGGAGGAAAUAUUCGGAACUCCCACUCUAUUCUCCCAUUAGAUCACACCUUGAAGAGUGAACUGGGCCACUACAUGUACGUGGACUCAGUGUACGUCAAGCACUUCCAGGAAGUGGCACAGCUCAUCUCUCCCAUGACCACAGCCCCCAUGUCUGGCUGCCUGUCCUUUUAUUACCAGCUCCAGCAGGGGAAUGACAAUGCCUUCUCCCUUUACACUCGGGAUAUGGCCGGCCUUUAUGAGGAGAUCUGGAAAACUAGCAAUCCAGGGAAUGCUGCCUGGAAUCUUGCAGAAGUUGAAUUCAAUGCUCCUUACCCCAUGGAGGUUAUUUUUGAAGUAGCUUUCAAUGGUCCCAAAGGAGGUUAUGUUGCCCUGGAUGAUAUUUCUUUCUCUCCUGUUCACUGCCAAAAUCAGACAGAAAUUCCUUUUAGUGCUGUGGAAGCAAGCUGCAAUUUUGAGAAAGAUUUCUGCAACUUUUACCAAGAUAAAGAAGGUCCGGGCUGGGCACGAGUGAAAGUAAAACCAAACAUGUACCGGGCUGGAGACCACACUACAGGCUUAGGGUAUUAUUUAUUGGCCAACACAAAAUUUACAUCUCAGCCUGGCUACAUUGGAAGACUCUAUGGUCCCUCCCUACCAGGAAAUUUGCAAUAUUGUCUGCGUUUCCAUUAUGCAAUCUAUGGGUUUCUAAAAAUGAGUGACACUCUAGCAGUUUAUAUCUUUGAAGAGAACCACGUGGUUCAAGAGAAAAUCUGGUCUGUGCUGGAGUCCCCAAGGGGUGUUUGGAUGCAAGCUGAAAUCACCUUUAAGAAGCCCAUGCCUACCAAGGUGGUUUUCAUGAGUCUAUGCAAAAGUUUUUGGGACUGUGGCCUUGUAGCCCUGGAUGAUAUUACCAUACAAUUGGGAAGCUGCUGGUCUCCAGAGAAACUUCCAUCCCCACCUGGAGAGUGUACUUUCGAACAAGAUGAAUGUGCAUUUACUCAGGAGAAAAGAAAUCGGAGCAGUUGGCACAGAAGGAGGGGAGAAACGCCCACCUCCUAUACAGGACCAAAGGGAGAUCACACUACUGGGGUAGGAUACUACAUGUAUAUUGAGGCCUCCCAUAUGGUAUAUGGACAAAAAGCACAGCUCUUGUCCAGACCUCUGCGAGGAAUUCCCAGAAAACACUGCUUGAGCUUUUUCUACCACAUGUAUGGAGCAGGGACUGGUCUGCUGAGUGUUUACUUGAAAAAGGAAAAAGACAAUGAAGAGUUCCUCUUAUGGAGAAGAAGAGGUGAACAGAGUAUUUCCUGGCUACAAGCACUGAUUGAAUACAGCUGUGAGAGGCAACACCAGAUCAUUUUUGAAGCCAUUCGUGGAUUGUCAAUAAGAAGUGACAUAGCCAUUGAUGAUGUUAAAUUUCAGGCAGGCCCUUGUGCAGAAAUGGAAGAUAUAACUCAACAAUCAUCAGGAUACUCUGAGGACUUAAAUGAAAUUGAGUAUUAAGAAAUUAUCUGAAUUGGAUGAACUAAAUAAAAGCCAUACCUCUCUCUUCAAUCAAAAUGAAAACAAGACAAAUGAAUAUUGGACAGUCUUAAUCAUUUCAUAAGUCAUAAAAUGACUUCAGAGCACUCUUCUUUAUUACUUUUGCCGAAAAUACUGACUCAGGGCUUUUUUUUUUUUUUCUUUUUGCAUAUGACAACUGUUACUAGGAGUACAGGCCACAGGUUUUGCAUAGAUCAUUCACGUUAAUGUUGUUACCUGUUAAAAAUACAAAUGUACUAUAUUAUAGUCAUUUUAAAGUUCUCAAAUAAAGGGCAUAAUCAAAAUGAGAUGUGCUCACUUAAAUCUGCAUUCAGUGAAUGUACUGGGAGGACAAUAGAUCUUGACGGAGUCCUUUUGAAUUUCAAGUAUCAUAAAUAUUUUUAAAGUGAAUAAAUGGGGUGCCAGUAAUAUCUGCAGAAUGAAUGCAGUUUUCCAUGGUAACAAGUCAUUCUGAGAAAUGUUUUCUAUGUUUUAUUCAUAGAAGCAGAGUAUUAAUGUUUAAUAUUUUCACCAUAUGUGAUAACAAAGGAUCUUUCAUAAAUGUCCCAGGGUAAGUCAGUAUUAAUUAAUGCUAUAUAACAAGGCAAUGCUACCUUCUUUUUCCCCCCUUUGAACUACCUUUGAAAGUCACUAUAAGCACAUAGAUAAAAAUUGCACUCUUUUUCAUAAAAGUAAGCUUGAAAAUGUUUAUGUACACAUACCCAACAACUUUUAUAAACUUGAUAAAUGAUUUUACUGAUUUUUAUAAUAAAUGUUUUGGUAAUGAUUUUGGUAUUAUGAAUUCAUGCAGAUAUACCAAACUAUUGCU